AUGACCAGUUGGGCUAUGUGGUUAGUAAUAGGCCUAUUGGGCCGUUAGCAGUGAAUGAACGUGUUAAAAUGUGUGGCAGACGGAAAGAGAGAGAGUAUAUAUAUAGAGAGAGAGAGAGACGAGAGAUGAGCGCUGCAGAGAGAGAGAGAGAGAGGGAGAGGGGAUCACCAGAGGAGUUGCAUUUGGAGAGAGUGAGGCACUGAAGGAAGAGACAGAGAGAGAAAGAGAGGACGGGAAAGGGACAAAAAAAGACGGGAAAGAAGAGAGGGAAUAGUAAAUACAUCAGGAAUAUCAUUUGUUUUGUCUACAUAACGUUAGGUUUUCUGUAGAACACGGACAAGUCAACCGCUUUUCAUCCGUUCUUACGGCAGCACGAGGACUGAGAGGGGAGAGCCGCAUGGAACAUUUUCUCUUUGUACUCAAAAGAAGAGGAGGCUGCUUUGUAGGCAUUGCUACAGCUUUCUUUUUUUUUACGCCGAAUUGUCAUAGUGUAAAUAGCCAAUUUUAUAGCCAAUUUUUGAUGGUCAUUUUGAUUUGGAAACCACGAAGUGAACCUAAUGCUCUUUCGCAAGAAAGGAACAACAGCGUAACAUAGACUUGACUAGUUCAGUUGUCUAGCUACUCCUAUAGAGGAAACACACAACACGGCCAACGAUAGAAAACCACGCGUCUAAAUUCGCACUACCAACAGGACUUCCAGGGUUUUCUUCAGCGGACCGAGCAUGGCUGCGGUUACCAGCCCAGAGACGAGUCCUCAACCCCGGGUGUAUUUCCAGACGGCAGCCGCCGGUUCCACCGAAGAACCGGAGACCCCUGUUCGGAAGCAAGGGCGAGUAACCGUCAAAUAUGACCGAAAAGAACUCAGAAAGAGACUUAAUCUGGAGGAAUGGAUAAUCGGCCAGCUAACGGAUCUUUACGACUGUGAGGAGGAGGCCAUACCAGACUCAUCCCCCACCCUCUCCUCUCCUCUCUUUCAGGAGGAGGCCAUACCAGAGCUGGAGAUAGAUGUGGAGGAGCUGCUGGAUAUGCCCAGUGAUGAUGACAGAGGAGCCAGAGUUAAAGAUCUACUGGUAGACUGUUACAAACCUACUGAGGACUUUGUGUCUGAUCUGCUGGAUAAGAUACGUGGCAUGCAGAAACUCACCACCCCCCAGAAGAAAUAACCUCACCCUUCUACCCUCACCCCUCUCCCUCACCCCAACUGGCCUUCCCCACCCCUGACCUCACCCAACUGAAGAAAUAGGAGCUUAGCCUCCUUCUCCUCCUCGGAGGAGGAGGAGGAGGAGGAAGAAAAAGAGGAGAGAGGAGAUUGAAGCAGCCAAUCAGAUCUAAGCAGGGCUUAUGAUGUCAUAUCGUGUGGUUUUAUUUGAAUGUUUUAUUUAGUUUAAUCUUAUUUUGAGUUUUUAAAGGGGUUUGAAUUGUUGUUAAAUGAUCAAAUCGAUCAGUCAUAGCUCUAUGUUAAUGUGAUGCCAGUGAACACACUAUAAUGUGGGUGUAAGUUUAGUAGUGGUGAGGUUUAGUCCCAAAUGGCAACUUAUUACACUUUGUAGUGCGCUACUUCUGACCAGGGCUCUGGUAGCGGAGUAGGUGAUCGGGUACCAUUUGGGAAGUAACCUUAGAGUUUUAGGAUGGGACUGGCUUCCUGUGUAUAAUACAGUGUAUACAUUAAAACGUUGGUCAUUUAGCAGACGCUCUAAUCCAGAGUGAUUUACAGGAGCAAUUAGGGUUAAGUGCCUUGCUCAAGGGCACAUCGUCAGAUUUUUCACCUAGUCGGCUCGGGGACACAAAACAAUUACCUUUCGGUUACCGGCCCAACGCUCUUAACCGCUAGGCUACCUGCAGCCCUAUACGUAGCUGGGUUGUGUGUGUGUGUGUGGUCUUGACCAUACUCAGAACACACACACACACACACACCGGGGGACUUGGAACAAAGUGGCCUUGUUUCAGUCUAGUUCUAUUUCCCUCUUCAUCUCUUUUCUUCUUCUCUAAACCAUGUUAUUGUCCCUCACCUAGUGUGCCGUUAAGGGCUGUUUCAGAGAGGACUCAUGGAGAGAGUUUUCAGUAGAGCAGUAAACCAAUGAGGGGUGAGAUGUGGGGGAGGGGGGGGAGUGAAGGCAAGGCGAGGGGGGGCACUGUAGUGGAAAAUUGUGGCUGUCUGGAUGCGUUCAUCCAAAUAGCAACACACGCACACACCACACUCAGGGAACAGCAGCAACACAGCCACAGACCACAGCUGCUGCUCCUUCAUGCUCACACACUGACACACACUGGCGUUCUCUCUCCAACAAACACUCGAAUGGGAAGGGGGGUGAAAAACCUCAUCAUUGAGAGAUAGCGCAAGAGAGAUAAAUAGAGCGACUGAAAGGGAGAGAAUCAGAGGUCUUAAUCUUCAUGGCUUGGCUGCCUCACAAGGCCUCAGUGUUGCUAAUCAUGCAGCUCCCUUAUCUCUCCUCUCUCACUCAAUCACUCACACACGUCUCUCUAUUUGGCCCUCUCUCCUUCCUUUCUCUCCUU
This is a messenger RNA of Coregonus clupeaformis (lake whitefish), 2514 nucleotides long. RefSeq names its product protein phosphatase 1 regulatory subunit 14B-like. NCBI's taxonomy places the organism in Eukaryota, Metazoa, Chordata, Actinopteri, Salmoniformes, Salmonidae. The record is from RefSeq and is a predicted model, not a curated record. The coding region runs from base 723 to 1163 and encodes 146 amino acids. Gene Ontology annotation, cellular component: cytoplasm. The transcript has 3 exons. Gene Ontology annotation, molecular function: protein serine/threonine phosphatase inhibitor activity. Gene Ontology annotation, biological process: regulation of phosphorylation; innate immune response.